AAUCAAGUUGGUGCAAAAUCCUAGCCAAGUUAGGCAGUGGUCAAGACUCUCACCUUGGUGAAGUUGCUCUUAUAAACGAUGGCCAACAGUAUAGCUCCCUAUUCCCCGACCUCUUCCUCUCCUCGACGUCCUUCAGCAGCACCCAAGUUGAAACGACAGGCUAUCAUGGAACACGAGAACCCUAAUAAGCGGCCCUCAGUGAUGGUCAGUGACAGCAAGUGGACUGGAUACUUCAUUGAACCCCACGCUUUGCCUUGCUCUCACCAGCCCCCGAGCGCAAUCAAGGAUAGGCGGGAUAAACUUGUGCGGAAGGCUCGUUGCAUGAUCCAAGACCAUAUAAGCAAUAAUGAUUUGGUCCAGGGGAUGAAGACUGUUGAUGCCAUAGAACGCCUCGGUGUUGGCUACCAUUUUGAGCAGGACACUGCCAUGUUUAUGGACGUUCUCAACAGGAAAGUGAUCAGGGGUGAUGACUUGUGUGCAGUCGCCCUCCAGUUCCGCCUGCUGAGGCAGCAUCACUAUGACGUUACCUGCGGUACUUACAUCUAUCAUCAGCAUCAUCACAUCAAUACAUUAGAAUAUAUUCCAUCAAACAAAAAAACAGUAGAUUCUUUGUGUGUGUUAAGGUUUAGCUUGGUACACACAAAAACUUGUCUGAGCCAGAAAAUGUGUAUUAGCUUGUUAUAUUUGUACUUCAACUUUCACAUCUUGCAGCAGAUGCACCGUGAUGAGGUCAAGAACAUCUCACUGUUGUACAAGGACCUUAAUCCUCGGAGUACGCUUGGUGGAUACAUACGUGAACGGCCAGUCGAGUGCUACUUUUGGGCACUUUGUAUCUUCUACGAGCCACAGUAUAAAAAGGCACGCAUGAUGUUUGCAAGGCUUAUCAAGAUGUUUUCGCUCUUUGAUGAUACAUAUGAUUCAUAUGGCACCUUGGGCGAGCUUCGUCAGUUCAACCAAGCAGUCCAAAGUUGGGAUGUGGAAGGUGCGAAACAGAUUGGGAAGUGCUACGCAUAUGUAAUGUCUCAUCUUUCUAAGAUCCUUGAUGAAUUUGUAGCCAAGGCCGACGCUUCACCCAUUGGCAUUGACUGCACCAAGGAGACUAUCAAGGAGGCAAGCAGGUGCAUGUUACAGGAGGUGGUAUGAAGAGAAGAGGGACACGUACCAUCCUUGCAUGACUAUCUCAAGGUCUCCUCAAAAACAACGUUUUACUGGUCAUUGGCGUGUAUAUCCUUUGUUGGAAUGGAUGCAAGCGAUGACGUUUUUACCUGGGCACUCUCAUUCCCUAAAAUCAUAGAGAGCGCAGCAAUAGCAUGCCGCCUGAUGGACGACAUUUCUGGCCAUGAGUGCGAGAAAGAAAGAAGCAAAUGUGCUACUGCAGUAGAUUGCUAUGUGAAGGAGCAUGGUGUGACAGUUCAACAAGCAAAGCAAGCGUUGUCCUGCCUUAUAGAGGAGCAUUGGAGGAAUAUCAACCAGGAGUUUCUCAGCAACGACAAGGUACCAGCUCCAGUGCUGAUGUGCGUGAUAAACAUGCUGCGCCUGAUGGAGAGCGCAUACAGGAAUGUGGAUGGAUACACCCACUCUGAAGAGAUAACAGACCACAUACAUAAAUUGCUGAAUGAGUGCGUUCAUAUUGAUUAACAAGCUUAUUGCGGGGGACUUAAGUUCAAGAAACUGCAACUUUCAAGAAUAAAUUGCACCACAACAAACCUAAAUUAUGUGAUGCUCCGAAGAAAAAUCAGCUUGAUGUAUGCAUAUCUGUUUAUUUAGAUGCUUGAUAUAUGUGUGAUCUCUGUGUAUUCAGAAUUUCAGAUGUUUGAUAUGUAUGUGGAUAAUAAAAGUGUGCGGCUUGAGAAAUUAACCAUGUCAUUUUACUACCAAGUUUUCAGGCCAAGGUGUGCUUUGAGAACUAGAGUGAGUCCAGGGCACCUGUUUCA
Messenger RNA from Phragmites australis (common reed), 1934 nucleotides. RefSeq names its product vetispiradiene synthase 2-like. The transcript is spliced from 8 exons. Gene Ontology annotation, molecular function: terpene synthase activity; magnesium ion binding. Lineage: Eukaryota; Viridiplantae; Streptophyta; Magnoliopsida; Poales; Poaceae. The record is from RefSeq and is a predicted model, not a curated record.